CCCGGACUCCGAGUCCAGUUCGAAUUCGGAGUUCACCGUACUCAGCGUCACUAUCUUUUCCUCUGGUGCCCGCCGCUAUAUAUAGGCGUUAACAGGGACUGCGUCUGUGUGGAUAGAAACUUGGGACUUCGAGGGGGCGGUCUGCUUUCCUGUAGGAGGAAUCUUCCCCGUUGGUCGUGCCGCCGAUAUUCGCCGCCGAUAUCUGCCUUUUGAGCUUUGGCCUUUGCCGGAGGCGUUUCGGUCGCCGCGGAUGGAUGGGAACAGCUGCUGGCUCGGCCAGGGGGAGGCUUCCGCUGCCGACGCCGCAUCCGGCGACUGGAGGACCGAGCUGCAGCACGAAUCGCGGCAGAGGAUCGUCAAUAAGAUAAUGGACAAUUUAAAGAGAUACUUGCCUAUCUCUGUGCCCGAGGGCUUAAAGGAACUUAAAAAAAUUGCUGUACAAUUUGAAGAGAAGAUUUAUAAUGCAGCUACAAGCCAGGCCGAUUAUCUGAAGAGAAUUGCUCUGAAAUUGCUUUCAAUGGAGGCAAAGACUCAGCAUACGCCAAUUAAUCCUUCAAUGGUGAACACCGCAAUUCCAAACCAAAAUCCUACAGUCCCAGUGUCUAUCGGCAAACAAGGGCAAUCAUUAGUGACUCCCAUGGUUAAUCUGCCUGCAGCAAGGCAACAACUUCAACCUCAAAACUUUCAAAACAAUACAUCAGCUGCUGUACAAAGUUCUGCCAACCUGCCUUCCGCACUAUCAUCUGUCACAGGUCACAGUCAGUCCUACAUAUCCAGUGCUGUUGGUCAGACAUCCAACCUGCAGAACAUGCCUGACAUAUCACAGAACUCUGUAAGUAAUUCUGUAGGGCAAGGUGCACCACCAGAUAUUUAUGCCAAUGCGCAAUGGCAAAUGCAGGAAAGGCAACAACAGCAACAAAUAAUUUCCCAACGGCAGCAGCAAUCGCAGAAUCAACUUAUUUGCCAGCAUCAGCUUCAACGACAGUUACUAAAACAGAAGUUGCAGCAUUCUUCACUUAUGCAACAGCAAUCUCUGCUGCAGCCAACACGACUGCAAUCUUCUCAACAAUAUGUGAUGCAAAUGUCAUCAGGUCUUCAGUCAGGCCAAUGUAGUAUUCAGCAGACACAGCCUAUGACAAUGCAGUCUGCUGCACAACCUGACUUUCAACAGAAUCAACUGAAUCCAGUCCAGCAAUCAGUGCCAUCUUUGCUUCAGCAACAUCCACAGUCAGUUGCCAGACAGCAAGCACCACUUUCUAUGCAUCAACAAACACCUUCACUUCAACAACAGCCAUCUCCAGUUCCUCAGCAAUCAAAUUUAUCAUUGCAGCAACAGCAGCAGCAGCAGCGGCAGCAAACAAAUAUUUCAAAUAUGCAACAGGCUCAACUGCUUGGACAACAAAAUCAUGUCCCAGACAUGCAACAACAGCAGCAGUUGCAGCGGAGACUGCCAGUUCAGCAGAAUAGCCUUUUGGGCAUGCAACAACCUCAGCAGAUGUUAAAUCAGCAAAAUAUUUCUUUAAAUCAGCAGCAGCAGUUAGGCUACAAAAGCAACAUAUCAAGGGUGCAGCAGCACCAGCAGGAGCAGCUACCUGGAUCCCUUCCUAAUGUUUCAAACAUGCAGGUACAUCAGCACUCGAUGCAUAUUUUGCAACAACCUAAGACACUUACACAGGAACAGCAGGAAAACCAGCAGACGUCCUUGGCAUUGCUGCAACCACAAGGUCAACAAUCCCAACAUCAGUCAACACAACAGCAAAUCAUUUCUCAGUUUCAAUCUCAGCCUGCACAGUUGCAACAACAAUUGGCAAUGCAACAACGACCAAAUCCCUUGCAAAGACAGAUGCAGCAAAGGCUUCAAGCUUCAUGUGCCUUGCUUCAGUCUCAGAAUGCAAUUGAGCCACAGAAGCAAUUUGUCCAGGUGCAAAGAGUGCUUCCAGAGGUCUCUUCUAGUACAUCAGUGGAUUCAACAGCUCAAAUAGGACAUGCUGGUGUGGAUUCAACAGCUCAAACAGGACAUGCUGGUGUGGAUUCAACAGCUCAAACAGGACAUACCGGUGUGGCUGAUUUGCAGGAGGAGAUCUAUCAAAAGAUAAAAUCCAUGAGGGAGAUGUACUUUGCUGACCUCAAUGAGCUUGACCAAAAGAUUACUUUAGAGUUGCAGCAGCAUGAUGCUCUCAUACCGCCCGCAAAGCAGCCAGAACAGCAUGAAAAAUUGAAAAGAUUCAAGAUAAUGUUAGAGUGGAUUUCAAUGAUUCUACAGAUAUCAAAGAAUAAUAUUCAUACUGGUUUGAAGGAAAAACUUCCUAUGUACGAGAAAGUAAUUGUUAAUGUUCUAGCUUCCAAUAAAAAGAAAAUUAUACCAUCACAACCACAGGGCCAGCAACAAUUCCAGCAUCCUGGUGGACUUGCUCACUCAUCCCAGGUUUCUCAGCUUCAGCAGCAUGACAAUCACAUGAAUCAGGUGCAACACAUGAAUUUACAAGGUUCAGCAACUUCAAUGCAGCCAGCUGCUGUGACUGGCAUGCAACAUGUAUCCACGCCUUUGCCAACCCACUUUGGUGUUCCAACAACAUGGCAGAAUAUCACAAAUGCAUCACAGCCUGGUUCUAUUUCAGAUUCAGCUCAAGGUAGCUCAUUUAGUUCAUUGCAGCAGGGUGCUAUGGGCUCCAAGCCACAAGGUGGUGGAGGAUCUGUGCCAAGUACCAUUAAUGCACCUCAACGGAUCAAUGCCAAUGCUUUGUCAAACAGCUCUAUGAAUCCAUUACAACCUAAUGCUAUCCUCAUGCAACCAAGUUCUAACACACUACCGCAGCAGCAUUUUAAGCAGCAGCAGCAGGAACAACAACAGCAAUUGAUGCAAACUCAGCAAAUGAAGCAGCAGUCACAACAGCACCAUUUGCAGCAACAAGUGCUUCAGCAACAGCAAAAGCAGCAAUUAAUGCAGUUGCAGCCAUCACUGGAGCAACAGUUGCACCAUCAAGAAAAACAACAACCAGCACAGAUGCUGGCUCACCAAAUGCCACAGCUUCACCAGACAAAUGAAGUCAACGAGUCAAAAGUAAGACCAGGGUUAGGAAUCAAACCUGGUCUUAAUCAACAAUGUUACUCUGUUGGCCAGCACCAUGGGUAUUAUCAUCAACAACUGAAGCCAAGUGCUUCUGGUGCUUCUUGGCCAAUUUCCUUGCCUCAAAAUCUUCAAGUCUUAUCUCCUCAAAAUUCACACCAUGCUUCUCCUCAAGCUGAUCAGUGCAGUUUGUUAUCUUCUCAAGUAAAAGGUGGAACCCCUCUGCAAUCAGCUGGCUCACCCUUUGUUCCAUCUCCUUGCACUCCCAUGGCCCCAUCUCCUGUACCAGUGGAUUCUGAGAAACAUCUUUCUGGUAUCUCACCACUUACUAAUGCUGGACAUGUUGGACAUCAGCAAUCAGCUCUUGCACCACCUCAAGCACUGGCUGUUGGUAUACCUGGCAUAUCAGCCUCAUCCAUUCUAGAAGAAAGCUCCAGUCCAGAUGGUAAUCAGGCUAAUGCAUCAAGUAAAGCUCCUGACAAAAUGAGUACAUCAGAAUGGCCUCUAGAGCGCUUAAUUAAAGUGGUAAAGUCAUCAUCUCCAAAGGCUCUGAGCUCUGCCAUCAGGGAUAUUGGACAUGUUGUUAGCAUGACUGACAGAAUAGCAGGUUCAGCACCCGGCAAUGGUUCUAGGGCUGCUGUUGGUGAAGAUUUAGUUGCCAUGACCAAAUGCCAUCAGCAAGCUAGAAAAUUCAUGUCACAAGAUGGAAUCUCUACAGCAAAGAAAAUAAAGCGUAACACAAAUUCCAUGCCCUUGAAUAAUAUGUCAUCGGCUGGCAGUGUAAAUGAUAGCACCAAGCAAUCUUUUGGUUUUGAUACAUCUGAGUUCGAGUCAACUGCAACAUCUCAUGUCAAGAGGCAGAAAAUUGAGGUAAACCAUACUCUAUUGGAAGAAGAGAUUAGGGAGAUAAAUCAGCAGCUCAUUAUUACAACAGUCAACAUAAGUAAAGAGGAUGCUGAUUCAGUUGCUGCUGCAUCUGAUGGAGAAGGAACGGUCAUCAAAUGUUCUUUCACUGCAGUGGCUCUCAGUCCAAGUUUGAAGUCACAAUGCGCUUCAUUACAUAUGAGUCCGAUUCUGCCUCUGAGGUUGUUCGUCCCUGCAAACUAUCCUAAGUGUUCCCCUGUUCUCUUAGACAAGCUUCCAGAUGAAUCAAGUGGAGAGUCUGAUGAUCUGUCUGUCAAGGCAAAGUCAAGAUUCGGCAUAUCCCUCCGCGGCCUAUCACAGCCCAUGUCGCUAAGAGAAAUGGCGAGGACUUGGGACGCUUGUGUGCAUAAAGUCAUUGCAGAAUAUGCCCAGCAGACUGGAGGGGGGAGCCUCAGCUCCAGAUAUGGCGUUUGGGAAAAUUGUGUGGGUUCUUGACCAUGCCUCAAAUGAUGUACAGAUUUUUUUUUUUUAAUUUAUUUAUUUAGUUCAAGAUUCCUUUUCUAGGCUAUUAAAUUAGCACCUUGGUGUCUCGUAGUUCAUCAUUCCAUAAAAUAUGCUGUUCUGGAGUUGAAGCAAGCUGCAGGUACCUGGACCUAAUCUGGGGUCCAAACUUUUUCACAGUUGGUAUGGAUAUUGUUGAUGUAAAUGUUAUGCCAACCAUAUGAAGCAUCAGAUAUCCAUGCAAUGGUUUGUAAUUACAGCAUCUCCACCAUUGGAUAUAAAGGCUCUAUAUAUGCGACUGUGAGCUGUUGGUGGAAUAUGAACUUGUGAGCCUGUUGUAUGUGAAUAUGAUGGGCGCGGUGGAGUAACUUUCGUUUCAACUUCCCAUAUCGAUGCAAAAUGGGCCUGUGAA
Elaeis guineensis (African oil palm) is the source of this 4844-nucleotide messenger RNA. RefSeq names its product mediator of RNA polymerase II transcription subunit 15a. The record is from RefSeq and is a predicted model, not a curated record. Gene Ontology annotation, molecular function: transcription coactivator activity; chromatin DNA binding. Gene Ontology annotation, biological process: regulation of DNA-templated transcription. NCBI's taxonomy places the organism in Eukaryota, Viridiplantae, Streptophyta, Magnoliopsida, Arecales, Arecaceae.